Molecule: messenger RNA, 702 nt
Organism: Helobdella robusta
Lineage: Eukaryota; Metazoa; Annelida; Clitellata; Rhynchobdellida; Glossiphoniidae
Exons: 1
Coding region: 1-702 (233 amino acids)
Biological process (GO): sodium ion transmembrane transport
Cellular component (GO): membrane
Molecular function (GO): ligand-gated sodium channel activity
Source: RefSeq, a predicted model, not a curated record
AUGCCAUUCGCCCCAGAUUACAAAUACUCAAAGAACUUGUGCUUGGAGUACUGUGCUCAAUCUUACAUCAAAGAGAAUUGUGAUUGUUACACACAUCUCUUGAGUGUACCUCCUAACGGUGGCACUCCGUUGUGUGGUAACAUCUCGUGGUCGUUGAGUCAAAAUUUCAGUUCAUUCUCAUACUUUAUCUGCUCCGUUGUUAAAAUGAAUUCGAUUCCUAAGAGCGAAUGUGAAUCUUCAUGUCUGGUGCCUUGUGAGGAGAUGAUGUACGAGGCGCAACUUACGUCGACUUCCUGGCCUCAACCUUCUAUGCAGAUGGACAUAUUUAAUAAAUAUAUCAAGGAUUACUGCGGGGACAACGAAGAUGUUCUUUCAAGAUAUAGCAACUAUUAUUCAAGAAAAGAAGAUAUUCCCAUUUCAAAAUUAACAGAAAUUUCGGAAUCUUUUCUCGAGAUGAAGUUCAUCAUGAAACAAAGUUGUCCGUAUUUAGAGGAGAACAUACAGACCUAUACGAUGGAAGUGCUGAUUGGAGUGGUGGGCGGGAUGUUGUCCCUUUGGUUGGGGUUGACUGUUGCCAGUGGAGCUGAGGUUAUUGAGUUGAUAUUUUUGUUACUGAAAUGUAUUUGGGACAAUAGAAAGCUAUCUCCGGUCACUAGCAGCUCAGUUGAUGUUCAAAACAAGGAAAAUAUCUCGGAGGAAUAA